GUUUAGCACAGUGUGUCGCAGGACGUUUAUCCAUGACUCGCCGAAGGUUGCGUGACCUUCAACAGAAUACAUAUCUGGUAGGACUUAUAACCGCACAGCAUGCAGGAGGCAGUUGCAGUUCGACUGUUCGCAGGUGCAGUACCAGAGGAUCCGGUUCAGGUCGAUCGGAAUCGCCUCGACGGUUUAAUGGAAAUUGUGGCCACACGAUUAAUGGAUGUGGUUCCUGAGGGAUUCAAUUUUGAUGGAUACCGUACUGGAGGAUCCGGUUUGGGCCAAGCGGGGUCAGCUCCAGAAUCGAAAGCAAAAUGUGACCGGCCCUGAUCUUCGGUGUUUCGAAACUACUGCGAACAUAAACUUCGCAAAAGUAUUGCGGAGUAAACUUCGCAAAAAUACUGCGAAGCUGCACCAGGGAGUAAUCUUCCCUAAGCUGGCUUCUUCGAUGGCUGUUGCGGAGCCAUCGUGCGUGAGAUCUUCAUGCCACAUUCGAUUACUCACGUAUUUGGUAUUGAGCAAUUUUAUGGUCGGCGUGGCUAGUUUUCAAUUCAUGAAUUUUUUACAGAAUUGGCGACAAAGGUGUCCCAUGAUAUUUGCAAAUGAAACCGAACAAUUGCAAGCAUUGUUAAAUGAAAACUUGGCACAAACACAAGAGAAACUUGCAACACAAUUAGGAGUCGAUCGAAUAACAAUUUCCAGACGAUUGUACGAGAUGAGAAAGAUCAUGAAAUUGGAAAUUGGAUAUUAUAAGUCUCGGAGAGUCUUUCACCUCGACGGCAAAACCGAAUAUUCACGCCAAGAAGAUUCUUUUUUGUCUGGUGUCUGGUGGGACGCGAAGAGUGUGCUUUACUACGAGCUGCUGGAGCCAGGUCAAACGAUUAAUGUCCAACGCUACAGCGACUAA
Molecule: messenger RNA, 898 nt
Organism: Dinoponera quadriceps
Lineage: Eukaryota; Metazoa; Arthropoda; Insecta; Hymenoptera; Formicidae
Exons: 7
Coding region: 215-898 (227 amino acids)
Source: RefSeq, a predicted model, not a curated record